CUUGCCAAGUCAAUGCCAAGUUCAACGUUCAACCGCGACUGCAAAGUGGUGUCGCCUCGAUCCCCUCAACUUACUUAUAGCUUUGGUCGAAAUUUGUGCGAUUGCAGCAGUACGAUGCGAAUUCUCGAGUUCAGCUUAACAGUCCUCUAGAAUAAAUCCAUCACCGCGUCGCUAUCUACUCGGCUUAUAUUAGAUCGUUUGUGAGUGAGCAUUCGCUGCAUCUCCCGUUACCGGUCCUUGAAAAGGGUCAUGGGACUGUAUCCUACGUUCCCUCAUAUAUAUAUCGUUGUGAUAUCAUUCUCACCAUGACUAGGACUCAAAGAUUCCCCAUCAACACUGUCUGAAUAUUCUUGCGGUUCAGCCACAAAUACCUAAUGCCCAGAAAAGUUCUCAUUGGAUUUGGCGUAGAUGUUGAUGCUGUGGCUGGUUGGCUUGGGUCCUAUGGAGGAGAAGAUUCUCCGUUAGAUAUUUCACGAGGAAUGUAUGCGGGAGAAGUUGGAGUACCUCGCCUUCUGAAGCUGUUUGAUAAGUAUAAGAUUAAGACAACCUGGUUCAUCCCCGGACACAGCUUGGAGACAUUUCCAAUGCAAAUGGAAGCAGUUCGAGAUGCCGGUCAUGAAAUAGGUCUUCAUGGAUAUUCCCAUGAGAACCCUGUCUCUAUGACCCUGGAACAACAGCAGGACAUUUUGGACUACACCCACAAGCUUCUUACGGAUUUCAAUCACGGUGUUCCUCCGAAGGGCAGCGUCGCCCCUUGGUGGGAAACCAGCAAGGAGGGGACGACGCUGUUGUUAGAAAAGGGCAUUGAAUAUGAUCACUCCAACAUGUCCCAUGAUUCGCAGAUGUAUUAUCUUCGUGAUGAAGAUACGUGGACGAAGAUUGACUACCAGGCGCAAGCUCACACGUGGAUGAAGCCGCUACAAAGGGGCAAGGAAACAGGACUCGUCGAGAUUCCUGCUAACUGGUACCUUGACGAUCUUCCCCCGAUGAUGUUCAUUAAGUCGAGCUCAAACUCUCAUGGUUGGGUUAACACCCGAGAUGUCGAGCAACUUUGGAAAGACACUUUCACUUAUCUGUAUAGAGAAGAGGAAGAUUUCGUAUUCCCUCUCACGAUUCACCCAGAUGUCAGCGGUCGUCCACACGUGCUUCUCAUGCUGGAGCGUUUCAUUGAAUGGGUCAAUACCCACGAUCACGUACACUGGGUAACCUUACACGGGAUGGCUCAAGACUUUAGAGCCAGAAAAGAACCAGCACCAGGUGCCGUAAUGCCUAAGGGCUUCGCACAACGUCUGUGAAAUGCUGUACAUCGUGUUGUAGAAGACUUCUUCACGCGGAUGAAUAUUGAAUGACGCGAGUCAGUGUUCUAUCAACUUGGUUUGAUAAUCUACACGUGUAGAAGGCCCCAAGAGAUAUUACAUCAUGGAUCGUGGCAAAAGCGAGCUGCAAUCAUAAUACAAGAUCUCUUCUGCAGCCCUGGUCUUUCUAAAGAUAGGCUAUAUAAAGAGCCUGUUCUAGUCUCUUUUUCGCCAGAAGUACUAACCUAAUAAGAUGCCCCGCGAGAUCCUCAUAGGGUUUGGUGUUGAUGUGGAUGCUGUGGCUGGAUGGCUAGGCUCGUACGGUGGCGAGGACUCUCCCCUAGACAUAUCUCGCG
Molecule: messenger RNA, 1651 nt
Organism: Suillus discolor
Lineage: Eukaryota; Fungi; Basidiomycota; Agaricomycetes; Boletales; Suillaceae
Product: carbohydrate esterase family 4 protein
Exons: 15
Coding region: 375-1295 (306 amino acids)
Biological process (GO): carbohydrate metabolic process
Molecular function (GO): hydrolase activity, acting on carbon-nitrogen (but not peptide) bonds
Source: RefSeq, a predicted model, not a curated record